Messenger RNA from Ilex paraguariensis (yerba mate), 2953 nucleotides. The record is from the annotation of a GenBank genome assembly. Lineage: Eukaryota; Viridiplantae; Streptophyta; Magnoliopsida; Aquifoliales; Aquifoliaceae.
UCUCUCUCUCUCUCUCUCUCUCUCUCUCUCUCUCUCUUCUUUGUCAUUUAAAGGAUGAAAGUAUCUCUCCGUGGACUUUAUUGUCUACCCUAAUUUAGGAAAUUUUAGUUUUUUUUUUUUUUUGUCUCUUGUUGUAAUAAAUCGGAAAUUGUAAAUUUUUUUUCUCUGUUGAAACUUUUUAGAUCAUCAAUUAAUGGAAAAAAAAUUCAGUAGUAUGCAGGCUGAGGCUGUAAUUUUUUUUUUUUACUUGGGUUUAUCUAAUUAGUGUAGUUUAUCGUGAAAAUAGUGGUAAUCAUGGGGAUAAUAGAGUUUGGGCUUAUAAAUUUCCUUGUAGUUUUGGUUUUUCCUUUUGGUUUAUAAUUGUUUUUAGAUGGAAAUGAGCUUUAGAAGAGAGUAAAGAGAGAAUUUUUAUAUGUAAUAUAUGUAUUGAAUAUGUAUGGUUGAAUGUGUUUGUUAUGGACGUUUGAGAAUGGCCUUGUGUUUGUUUUGGGUUUCAGUUUCAAAGGCGUUCCACUCGAGAUGGAGAAAUUCAUGUGAUUUAUAGGCCCCAUUUUUCCUUUGAAUUUUUAUUGAUUUAUUUUUAAUUGAUUGGAUUUCUUAUCCAAUAUCUUUUGAUGCGCACUCAAUUUUUUGUUUAAUACAAGAGUUUUGUUUAUUAUCAAAAAAAAGAAGAGAGAAUGGCCUUGUGUUCCAAAUCUGAAACUAAAGAGAACUACCCAAAAGUGAGUAAGGUAAAAUUCCGAUUUGUAUUGAAUUGGAUGGGUGUACAGGAUACUACUUUGAUUCGUUUUGAUACUUUUUUUUUCAAGCUAAUUCAUGUUCUUGUAAAUGGGUUUUCUUAUUUAGGCCAACAUUUAAUGUUUUAAGCUUUCUGUAGCUAGCCAUAAUUGAGUUUGCAUAUGAGAUUCUGAAGGUCUUUAUGUUAUACUGUGAUUUUUCAAAUAUAGAAGUUUAUUCCUGCAGUAUGAUUUUCAUGGUUUCUUGAAUUUUAGUUAAAACCAAAAAGAAAUAAAAGAAAAUUUCACUUUUGUUCUCUAAUCGUAAAUUCUGUUGGUUUUGUUUUUGGAAUAUGGGGUUGGACAACUGGAAGAUGACAGUGGAGAUUUUGUGUGCAGUUGAUUUACUUACUAUGAGAGUUUGUUCAUGUGAUGAUACUGGAUGUUUUUGUUUAAUUCACUUAGCUUUCCUUUUCUUGUUUAAUAAUGUUUCUGGAAUGAAGAAAGCAAAGGCAAAGGAUAUUUAAGACUGUUCAUCUGGUUGAGUUGUUUGCCAGAUCUACUUCCUGUUGCUUGGAUAUCUAAGAGAAUCAGUUUGGACUUUGGAUCAAUUGUUACCUCUCCUUUGAGUUCUUGAAUGAUGGGUUCUUAUAUGAAUUUUAAGAACUUUGGAGACACACCACAGGCAGAAGGCAGUGGGGGUAAGCCAGCAGGGAAUUUCUCGCUGGCACGACAGUCUUCCAUAUACUCUUUAACCUUUGAUGAGUUACAAAACACUUUGGGUGGACAUGGAAAGGAUUUUGGGUCUAUGAACAUGGAAGACCUUCUGAAAAACAUUUGGACGGCCGAAGAGACUCAAGUCAUGGCAUCCUCCACUGUUGGAGGAGAAGGGGGUAUCCCUGGUGGGAAUUUGCAAAGACAGGGCUCCUUAACAUUGCCAAGGACACUUAGUCAGAAAACUGUUGAUGAAGUCUGGAGAGACUUGCUUUACGAAAGCGGUAGUGUAAAGGAUGGGAGUGGCAGUGGGAUCCCCCACUUGACUCAGAGAGAACCAACUCUAGGAGAAAUUACAUUGGAGGAGUUCUUAUUGAGAGCAGGGGUAGUGAAAGAAGAUAUUCAACCAAUUGCAAGACCAAACAAUGCGGGAUUUUAUGGUGAAAUGUCAGGACUGAACAACAACAACAACACCGGUUUCUUUCUAGGAUUUCAAGAACCAGUUCGCAACCAUGGAGUGUUGGCUAACCAAAUUGGGGAGAAUAAUAAUGUGGUUCAGAACCCAUCUCCUAAUAUAGGGCUGAAUGUUGGUGGAGUCAGAACUUCUCAGCAACAACUGCAGUCACAACCGAAUCAGCACCCACAACCACUCUUCCCCAAGCAACAAACUGUGGCGUUUGCCUCUCCUAUGCAUUUAAACAACCAGCUUCCUAGCCCAGGAACGAGGAGUCCAAUUGUUGCAAGGGCAGAUCCUUCUAUGAACACUGCUCUAGUCCAAGGUGGUGUCAUACAGAGUGGAGCAAUGGGCAUGUCUGGUAUGGUUACUGGGGUUAAGACAAUUGCAGGAGGUUCUCCUGCAAACCAGUUAUCUCCAGAAGUGAUCGCUAAGAGAAAUUUAGUUGCAUCAUCACUAUUACCUUCUCCUUAUGCUUUUAGUGAAGGUUUACGAGGAAGGAAAAGCAGUAACAAUUUUGAGAAAGUGGUAGAGAGAAGGCGUAGGAGAAUGAUUAAAAACAGAGAGUCUGCUGCAAGGUCACGAGCUCGGAAGCAGGCCUACACUGUAGAAUUGGAAGAAGAAAUUGCAAAACUUAAGGAAAUUAACCAAGAGUUGCAGAAGAAACAGGAAGAAUAUGCAGAGAAGCGAAAAAAUCAGAUCAAGGAGAAGAUGAUUAUUCCAUGGGGAGGUAAACAACGUGGCCUGAGGAGAACAUUUACGGGACCUUGGUAAAACAAAUGGUGGUGAGAGUAUGGAAACACCUGGCGCUUGCUAAAAUCCGAUCAAAAUCUUGUUCCACACAUCAUAGUUAGGUGCAUGUAUAGAAGAAGCAAAGGGUGUCCUGCUGUAAUAUAUGAACCUGGGAUUAGAUGAAUCUUAUAUAGAUUAAGUUUUUCUAUUUGUGUGAUAUAUGUUUGCUUCUUGGUUUAGUGCUGAUGCAGGGUAUUGGCACUUGUGGAACUUGUCUAAUUUCAGGAGUAUUUAUGACCUUAGCAUCUUUGAAUGGCUAUGGCAUACUCUUUGCAUC